Pogona vitticeps (central bearded dragon) is the source of this 3871-nucleotide messenger RNA. The record is from RefSeq and is a predicted model, not a curated record. Lineage: Eukaryota; Metazoa; Chordata; Lepidosauria; Squamata; Agamidae.
GUCGGAAGGGACGCUCCCCAGGCUUGUUUCUCCCGCAGGCUUCCUGCAAAUCGUGAAGGCGACCCGUGGGGAGAAGGAGGGGAUAGAACCCGUUGCCCACGUCCAGUCGUCCGUCUGCCAGCCCUGAGACCAGAAACUGCACUGGAAUGGAAGUGGUAAAACGGAAGAUGUGGGGAGAUGGUUUGGCUUUUUCCUGUGCAUCACCACCUCCCCAGAUGUGUCUUUUGCGUAAGAAAAGAAAUGUCAUCAUUUGACCCACGGUUCUCCGUUUCACAAAGGUCUCUCUCUCUGUUUCUCUGCCUCUAACGGGACAGUACUGCAUGACAUCCACACCUGGCACGCUUUGAAGUCUUGGAAGCUGCAGUGUAGCAAUCAAGCAUCCUCACCAGAUGGCCGGUUCCGUAGAAAAUGGGCAUGUCUGCAACCGGAGUGUGUCAGAGUGUGCAGCGGGAUGUCAAUCUUUCUCCAGAAGGAAGGAAGAGAAAAGGGUGAUGGUGGAAGAAACUCAGAAACUGGUGACCUUUGAGGAUGUGGCCGUGUGUUUCACCAAGGAGGAGUGGGUAUUGCUGGCUUCAGACCAAAGAUCUUUAUACAAGGAAGUCAUGAUGGAAAACUAUGAGACGGUGUUCUCUCUUGUUCCAAAAUCUGAACGUAUUUCCCAUAUGGAGCAGGAGGAAGAGCUGUGUGUACAGAAUCCUCUGGACGUGGAGCAAGUGGAAAUCAUGGAUCUGGGAUCAAGCAGCUUUUUGGAUAACUGGAGGAAAAGAUCUCCGUCCACAAAGUGUAGGAAAUGUUCUACAUCCAUUCUGGAUCUUUCUAGACCACAGCAAGCCCAAAGAGAAGAAAAUCAUACCGGAGUGGAGCCCUACAACUGUCCUGACUAUUUCUCCCAAAAGAUAGCUGUUGUGCUUCAUGAGUGGGUCAACACAAAAAAUAAAUAUUUUGGAUGUGACGAAUCUCGGAAAUAUUUUGCCAACAUUUUGAAUCUUAAGAGCCAACAGACAAUGGCCAUAGAGGAGAAACCCUACAAAUGCCAGGAGUGUGGGAAAUGUUUUGCUCACAGGUCAGACCUUCCAAGGCACCAAAGAGUCCACACAGGAGAAAAACCAUACAGUUGCCAGGAAUGUGGGAAAUGCUUUUCUUGCAAUUCAAACCUCAUGAUGCACCGAAGAGUCCACACAGGAGAAAAACCACACAUAUGCCAGCUCUGUGGGAAAUGUUUUGCUUCUAGUUCAGCCCUUUCGAAGCACCAGACAAUCCACACAAGAGAUAAACCGUACAAAUGUCAGGCGUGUGGGAGAUGUUUUGCUCAAAAGUCACAUCUUAUGAGACAUCACACAGUCCAUACAGGAGAAAAACCAUACAAAUGCCAAGAGUGUGGGAAGUGUUUCGCUUGUAAUACAAACCUUGUAAAGCAUCAGGGAGUCCACACAGGAGAGAAACCAUACAAAUGCCAGGAGUGUGGGAAGUGUUUUGCUCAGAAUUCACAUCUUAUGAGGCAUCAUGCAGUCCACACAGGAGAAAAACCAUACAAAUGCCAAGAAUGUGGGAAGUGUUUUGCUUGCAAUACAAACCUUGUGAAACAUCAGGGAGUCCAUAUAGGAGAAAAACCAUAUGGAUGUCAGGAGUGUGGGAAAUGUUUUGGUCAGAAUUCAUACCUUGUGAGGCAUCUCACACUCCACACCGGAGAAAAACCAUUCCGAUGUCUAGAGUGUGGGAAAUGUUUUGUUUCCAGUGCAAGCCUUGUGAAGCAUCAACGGAUCCACAUAGGAGAGAAACCAUACAAAUGCCUAGAGUGUGGGAAAUGUUUUAUUUGCCGUACAAGUCUUGUGAAGCAUGAGAGAAUCCACACAGGAGAGAAACCAUACCAAUGUCAAAUAUGCAGGAAUUCUUUUGCUCAGAAUUCACACCUAUUGAUGCAUCAGAGAGGCCACACAGGAGAAAGACCAUACAAAUGUCAGGACUGUGAGAAAUGUUUCAUUUCCAGUGCAAGCCUUAUGAAGCAUCAGCGAAUUCACACAGGGGAGAAACCAUACAAAUGCCAGUUAUGUGGGAAAGGCUUUAUUUUCAGUUCAGCUCUUUUGAAACAUCAGAUAAUCCACGCUACAGAUAAACCAUACAAAUGCUUGGAAUGUGGGAAAUGUUUUGCUCAGAAUGUGCACCUUGUGAGACAUCAGACAGUCCACACAGGAGAGAGGCCAUACAAAUGCCCAGAGUGUGGAAAACGUUUUGCACGCAAUUCAGACCUGUUUACUCACCAAAGAGGUCACAUAGCAGAAGAACCAUACUAAUGCCAGGCAUGUGGAUAAUGUUUUCCUCACAGUUCACAAUUUUUGAGACACCAGAGAGUCCAUACAUGUGUUUUCCUGUCAGGGGAGAACAUGUAGGGUAAUCAGGCCAUCCCCACAAGAAAUGUAAAGCAUGACAUACUAUAGGUUACACAGGAGAGGGACUUCUAGAUGCCAGGAGUGCUCAAGGCAAAGCACCAUGUCUACACAGAUUAUCAAAUAAAUGUCAAGAAUGUGGGAAAUAAGAACUGCUGACAAUGCACUUCUUAUGAGGUAUCAGAAAGUCCACGCAUGGGGAAACCAUUCAAAUUAGUAUGGAAAAUGUUAUUUAGAUCACCAAGUAGUCUCAGAUAACCCACAUAGCAAAAAGAAACAUGAUAAAAAAGUGAAGUUGGAAGGGGCCUAUAAGGCCAUCAAAUCCGCCCCCCUGCUCAAUGCAGGAAUCUAUAUCUAAGCAGAUCUAACAGAUGAUUGUCCAAUUAUCUACGUCUUGAUUGCCAAAGGUCACGUACCAAAGCCUCCACAACUAUGCUGAAGCCACAGAAUGAUUUUAAGGGGGAGAUGGCAUAAAUAAACAUAGCAUGGAAAAAAAAUCUUCCUCACAACUCAGCUAGUGAGAAUUGGCAUUUUAAUUAGCAAGAGAGUAACUGUAUUGGCAUCCACUGUGGAAAAUGUUUUCUUUACUGCAAAAAUUUAGCAAUCUGCAGGCAGAUCCACUCGGGUGGGAAACCUCAUAUGUGCCCUUAGUUUGGGAAAUACCUUCUUGAACAAUCACAAGCUGAGGAAAGGGAAGAGGCAUACAGAGUAGAUGCAGGAUGAACCUGAACUUUAACUCCAGUUAUUGGGAGAAGCUGGGGAAUGAAUGAGUGAGAGCGUGGCAGGAGCAGAAGUGCAAAAACCAGAAAAUGUCCACACAAUAGUCAUAAAACAUACCAUGGUGGUGACAGUUUAGACAAAUAUACACAGAUGGGCUAACAUAUGUGUGGCUUAUGUACUGUCCACCUCCAAUUAAUAGUGGUCCUAACAGGGUUUUCUUUUCAAAGUAGGUGAGAUAUUUGAGCAGUGGUUUUACUGUGAGUUUCCAAGGGGGGGGGGGUUCAAACCCAGUUCUCCUAAGUCCUAGUCUGUUGCUUUUCCUGCUACACUACACCGGCUGAAAUCCAUUGUUUAGCAUAGUAAGUCGCAGCUCAGAUAGGCCUGUUUGAAUCAAUGGAACUUACACUGAUCAGCCACAACAUUCAAACCACUGACAGGUGGAGUAAAUAGCAUUGAUUAUAUCAUUACAAUGGCACCUGCCAAGGGAUGGGAGAUAUUAGGCAGCAAGUAAACAGUCCGUUCUUGACUUUCAUGGAGGCAGGAAACAUGGGCAAGUGAAAAAAUCUGACUGACUUUGACAAGGGCCAAAUAGUGAUGGCUAGACGAAUGGGUCAGAGCAUCUCCAAAACGACAAGUCUUGUGGGGUGUUCCCGAUAUUCAGUGGUUAGUACCUAUCAAAAGUGGUGCCAUGAGGGACAACCGGUGAACUGAUGGCAGGGUUGCAGGUGUCCAAGGCUCAUUGAUGCAUGUGGGGAGUGAAGGCUAGC